Styela clava is the source of this 1286-nucleotide messenger RNA. RefSeq names its product palmitoyltransferase ZDHHC21-like. The record is from RefSeq and is a predicted model, not a curated record. Gene Ontology annotation, molecular function: protein-cysteine S-palmitoyltransferase activity. NCBI's taxonomy places the organism in Eukaryota, Metazoa, Chordata, Ascidiacea, Stolidobranchia, Styelidae. Gene Ontology annotation, cellular component: Golgi apparatus; endoplasmic reticulum. Gene Ontology annotation, biological process: peptidyl-L-cysteine S-palmitoylation; protein targeting to membrane.
UUUAAUUUUUACUGUAACUUGAUAUGGCUGACUUUGUACAGUUACCUUUUGGUGCUAAAAUAUUAUGGGAUCGCAAAGGACUGAUAUCUUCAUCUGUUGUAUUAUUUAUAUGGAUGUAUGGUCAUCUCAUAGUUUUUCUACCAAUUCUCGUACCUCAUUAUAAAGAUGGAAAUAUUUCUAGCAUUACAAUUUCAGGAUAUCUUUUUCUCAGCAUCGCAACCAUUGUUGCAUUUUUCCGUUCCAUGUUUUCAGACCCUGGAAAGGUAGAAAAGGUUGAAGAUACAAAGAUUGAUUGGCGAACAUGGGAAAAAUGUGUGCGAUGUUGCAUGGCUCGACCUCCAAGAAGUCAUCACUGUAGCAAGUGUAAUUAUUGUGUGUUGAAUAUGGAUCAUCAUUGUCAAUGGAUCAACAACUGUGUUGGGAAAAACAACUACUGGAUUUUUUAUUUGCUGCUCUUCUAUGCAUUUCUAUUUGUCAACCUGAAUAUUGCGCUUUAUCAUUUUCACAAGUGGAGUUGGUUUGGGGAUUGCGAAUCAUGUACACAAAUCACUUGGAUACACCCGUUGGAAAACCCUGUCAAAGCAAUAUCAUAUGGUAUUGCUAUUCUUGCAUUUGUGGGAAUCACAUUGCUGCUUAUGCUUACUGGAAUACACAUAUCUAUAGGUCUUUCAACCAUAGAAGCAUUAGAAGAUCCUAAGGCAGCGAUAUCUAGAGUUCUAAAAUAUGGAAGCAUCUUCCCAAGGUUCUCCUCCUUGAAGACAUUGUGUGGAACAAAAAACGCCUUCUUGUGGAUCAUGCCUUGUAGGACUCGUGAAAAGGAAAGUGACAAAAAUGCUCGGCUUCACGUAAUUUGAGAAAUGUGUUUGAUUGUGUUCAUCAUGCUUGGUUUUUUCACACACAUGAGCACAUUUGUUACAGUGUGUUUUAUUUUUGCAAUAUAAUGUCUAUUUUUAUAGUACAAUUGUAUUAUUUAGUACACAUUUCAUUUGAAGUUUCCUCAAGUCAAGCCUGGAAUGUCUGAUAGCUUUUAGCUUGUAAUCUCAAUUCUUAAAACAUUGAUCAUAUUCUAAUACAUCUAUGUUUGUGGUAACAGCUUUCCAGUACAUAUUGUUAUAUUUUGUGUAAAAUGUAUGCUACUCAUGCUCAAGUAGGUAUUGUUUAAAAACUUAGUUUUAUUACCCACAUUAUCCUCUGUUGCACUAAUUAUUUUCUCUCAAGUAUGCAAACCAUAUAGUCUGUUUCUUCAUAUUCUGGUUGAACUAAUACAUUUGUGAAUUGAGUAUUUA